AUGAAAAACUACAAAAAAGUUGGAAAUUCAAAUACAAAACAUAUAAAUGAUGAGAUUGGUUAUUAUAAGGAAUGUAUAAGGUUUUUACCUUCUGAAAGAGUGAAUGAUUAUACUACAUCUGAUGCAAUAAUUUAUGAUAGAUUAAGAGAGGCAGGAUUAAAAAGAAAUAAAGCAUUAUAAUUUUGUACUGCUCAUCAUUGUAAGAUUGAUUCAACAUAAAGUAAACAUGGACCUCCUGGUUUGAAGAUUUUUAAGACAAAAAUAGAUAAAUAUAGGUAAGUGAAUGGAUGGUAAAUGUUAGGAAGAUUAAAAUAUGAAGAGUCAAUAUAAUAAGAAUAUUGUGAUGAUACAAGAUGGUAAAUAUAAGUUUAAAAUAAAGAAGAGUCGAAAUAAUUAGAAUAAUUAAAAUAAUUUUACAGUGAUCUUGAUAUAAAAUAUUCAUUUAAUGAUUUGAGUUUAGAUGAAACAAUAACUAAAUUACGAUCAUUAUCAUCUGAAUAAAACUAUAAGAAUAGAGUUCCAUAACAUUAAUUUAAGGAUUCUAAAAAUAAUAUGAUAUAUUAUGAGAUGGCAGAAUACAUUUUAUAAUUAAAAAAACCACAAAAUACAUUGAUAUCUGAUUUAUGUGCAUUUGAUGAUUCUCUUCCAUUAGUAAGAUAAGAAUAUUAUGAAAUUUAACCGAAAAGAAUUGAAAAGGCAGCACCAUUGUAUUCUCCUGAAAAUUCUCAAAAAAGAUCGAAUUUAAUAAGAGAGUUGACUAGAGCUUAUACUGGACAAGUCAAUAUUAAAGAAGCAGAAGAAGGACUAAUAAAAGUAAGUGUUUUCAUUAUUUUUGGCUAUUAGAUCAUCUUAUUAAAUUGAUUAUAACUAGAGUUAAUAUGUUUAAGGAUUUAAAUAAAAGAAUACAAAUAAUGUAGUACUUUCGAGUUUAAAUAAAAUUGAAUAAUCAAAAGUUAAGAAAUUUAAACAAAGAUGUAGUAUAAUGACUGAAAGAAUAAGUAAUAAAUCAUAAGAAGAAGAGAAAAUUGAUAAAACUUAACAAUUUAAUAAUAAAUUAAAAGAUUUUGUUCAAAAAAGCAUUAAGAGAUUGAAUUAUUAAGGAAAUAAACAAUUCUUUUGA
Paramecium sonneborni is the source of this 1120-nucleotide messenger RNA. NCBI's taxonomy places the organism in Eukaryota, Ciliophora, Oligohymenophorea, Peniculida, Parameciidae. The record is from the annotation of a GenBank genome assembly.